AUGGACAUCCGUUGGCCCUCUCAAGCGGCCGCCCCCUACUUUCGCCAAGUUCGUCUCGAAGCUAACGUUGGACUUGGAGUUUUGCGUCUUCCUUAUGGCGUGCUGUGCAUUAAAAGGGACUUAUAUAAAGACGGCAGGACAGUGCGUUCACAUCCGAACCUGACUGUUCCUGACCUGUUCUCCCACGACGCGAACGUAGGAUCAGCCGAUCCUGCAAUGAUAGACCAUCACGAUCCAAACGACGCAGAAAAGAUUCAAAGUGGUGCGAGGUCGUCUACCAGCGGGAAUCUGCAGGAGGACAAGAAGGAGGACUUCCUCGAUCAGAUAGUCCCCGCUGUCGAUGAUGAGGACGAGCACGAGGGAGAUCAGAUUUUGGGGACAGGCGAUCCAUUUCCUAUGGAUCCUAAUGCACCUGAGGAGCAGCAGUUCACAUUCCGAGCUGUAUUCGUUGGCUGCAUGUUUGGCGCCGUGAUCUCGGCGAGCAACGUAUAUCUAGGACUGAAGACAGGAUGGACGUUUGGAGCCUCGCUUUUUGGCUCGAUAUUUGGCUUUGCCAUCCUCAAGCCGUUGUCUAAAGCUCUUCCGGAGCGAUUCGGUGGCGGAUAUUUUGGUCCUAAGGAAAAUGUUUGCUGUCAGGGUGCUGCUACGGCUGCUGGUUCGCUUGGGCUCCUCUUUACUUCCCUGCCGCGUAUCAACUCGGCUUGCUUGGCGCAAGCUCUCAACCGGAUUUCGGACGGAUAA
Molecule: messenger RNA, 741 nt
Organism: Sparassis crispa
Lineage: Eukaryota; Fungi; Basidiomycota; Agaricomycetes; Polyporales; Sparassidaceae
Exons: 5
Coding region: 1-741 (246 amino acids)
Cellular component (GO): fungal-type vacuole membrane
Molecular function (GO): oligopeptide transmembrane transporter activity
Source: RefSeq, a predicted model, not a curated record